AUGGGAAAUACAAUUCAGCAACCCCCUCAGCUCAUUGACUCAGCCAACAUCAGACAGGAAGGCACCUGCGACACCGGCAGUGACCCGGGAGAGGAUGGUGGUCCCUCUUAUGAUGCUGCCCUGGAUGCAGAGUUUCCUUACCCGCCGUCAGCCUCGGAGGACAUGCCACAGGUCCCCAAUGGCUACCCGCCAGGCCUGGGCAUCUACGAGCCACAGGCAAAGUUUUCAAUGUACUCUCAGUUCUCCAACGGCUCGGCCAACGGCUACGGGGCCAUCCGGGGCUACGGGGAGCACGGCCUCCUCCCGGGGGAGGGGACGGUCCUGAGAGGCCCCGGUCUCCAGGACAGGCCCCUGUCUCCCGUGUCUCCCCCACUGCCCACACACCACCCACACCUCCACCACCAUCACCUACAUCACCACCACACUCACCCCUUCCACUCAAACCCCCCUCAUAUACAGACCCACUCGCAGCCCCAGAGUCCUCCCCCGCCUCCGCUGCCCCCCCAGCAUCACCUGUCCCAGACGCCACACAUCAUGACACACAAUCUCCCCCCUCCCCCCCCGCUCCACCUGCCCUCGUCCAGCCCUCCGCCCUCCCUCGUGGACAGUACCCCCUCCUCUCAACCCGCUCUCGCCCCGUCCAACACCUCUGGUGGCGUCCUGAAGAAAACCAGCUCCCCAGAGAUUAAGCUGAAGAUCAUAAAAACGUACCAGAAUGGUAAAGAGCUGUUUGAAUCUGCACUGUGUGGAGAUCUGCUGCAAGAACUGCAGGAGACUCAGAAGAGCGAGGCCGCUCAGAUGCAGCGCAGGCACGAGAGGAAGAAGGAGAAGAGGAAAAAGAGCGCGAGGCUGCAGCUGCAGGUUCAGGAACAGAGCCUGGACUCCAGCCAAACGCAGGCAGGUACAACGGGUCAGACAGAGGACGCCCACGACCAGCCCCAGUCAAGAGAAACGCCGCCGGCCCAGACAGAGAAACCUCAGAAGACCGUCAUCAAAACUGAGCCAAAGACGCCAAAGGUUCCUAAAGUUCAUCAUCCGUCAGUGAUCCAAGAGACAGGCUUCUGUAAGGAGUUUGUCAUCGGGGAUCUUGUGUGGUCAAAGGUGGGCACCUACCCCUGGUGGCCCUGCAUGGUCUCCUCAGACCCACAGAUGAAGGUCCACACUCGCAUCAACACCAGAGGUCACAGGGAGUAUCACGUCCAGUUCUUCGGCAGCGUCGCUGAGCGGGCGUGGAUCCACGAGAAGAGGAUCGUCAUGUACAUGGGGAAGACACAGUUCGACGAGCUUCAGGCAGAGACGCUGCGCAAAACCACAAACGCCGUAGAGAGGAGCAAACUUAUGAAACCUAUUCCUCAGCGGGAGCGGUCUCAGUGGGAGGUGGGUGUCGGCCAUGCCGAGGAUGCCUUCGUCAUGACUCGCCAGGAGCGAAUCGACAACUACACCUUCAUCUACGUUGACCCUGACCCAAACGAAGGCCCCCCGUGCAAGAAACCCAACAUCAGAGCUGAGAAGCGCACCCGGCGCUGCAGCGGCUCCGUCAGCAAGAGGGAGGACGCCAGCGUGAAGUCCCCAGACAAAGAGCAGCCGCCGCGGAGGCUGCUGCCGCGGAGACAGUGCAGCAUCUCCAACACAGACGACAGCACAAACUCCCAGCCCUCGAGUGAAGACAAGAACCAGAUGGAGGAUCCACGCAAGACGGCCUCGCCAAAACAGAAAGCUGGCGGCGACGAGCGCGUGCGGCAGGACUCGCCGCCUCCAGUCCGGGCCUGGAAGACGGCCGCCGCAAGAAAGCUGCUGCCUCUCUCCAUCACCAUGAAGAGGCUGAACGUGGAGAUCACCAAGUGCGACUGGCCCCUCCUCCAGAAAAAGGCAGCAGCCCCGUCCCCAAAGAAGGAGGAGGAGGAAGAGGAAAAGGAGGAGAGAGUAGAGGGAGAAGGCCGACAGCCCGACCUGGGAUACUGCUCACCUGAGGACAGCAGAGCUAAACCUGAGCCCAGUCCAGAAGAGGAGGAAGAGGGGGAUGAAGGGGAGGACGACGGGGAUGAGAGGAGAGGCUCUCCCGCCAGCAGGAGGAGCGAGGAGGGAGUCAUUCAGCCGACAUCUUCCCCUGGAUCGCAGCACAGUAGUCCACAUGGUUCUCAGGAGAGGAAGCUGCAGCGUCGGUCAGUCAGGAGCAAGUCCGAGUCGGAGAGAGGCAACGACGCUGUCCCUAAGAAGAAGACCAAGAAGGAGCAGGCGGAGCUGGCUCCAGAGACCACACCGAGGACGGGUUCACAGAAAGGGGCCAGUGAGAUCUCAGACGCGUGCAAGCCCCUGAAGAAGCGAAGCAGGGCGUCUACGGACGUGGAGAUGGCUUCAUCCCAGUACAGAGACACCUCUGAUUCGGACUCCAGAGGUCUCAGUGACCCACAGGGUUUAUUUGGGAAGAGUCUCGACAGUCCGGCUGCUGCAGAUGCAGACGCCUCCGACACUCAGUCGGUGGACUCUGGUUUGUCCCGUCAGGACAGCAGCACCGGCAAGAGAGACACCGUGUGCCAGAUCUGUGAGGUGUAUGGAGAAGGUUUAGUGGUGUGUGAGGGGGACUGCAACAGACAGUUUCACUUGGACUGUCUGGGUCUGUCCUCCCCCCCUGAAGGCAGAUACACCUGCUCAGAGUGUAGAAACGGUAACCAUCCUUGUUUUAGCUGUAAAACGGCGGGUCAGGAAGUGGCCCGCUGCUCCGUGUCUGGAUGCGGGUGCUACUACCACGAGGAGUGUGUCCGGAAGCUCCCGGGCACCACCAGCAGUGCUGGGGGGGGCUUCUGUUGCCCCCAGCACAGCUGUGCAGCCUGCUGCCUGGAGAGAGACCUGCAACGGGCCAGUAAAGGCCGUCUGAUUCGCUGUAUCCGCUGUCCGUUGGCCUACCACACCAGCGACGGCUGCAUGGCGGCUGGAAGCGUCAUCCUCACCCACCACAUCAUGAUCUGCAGCAACCACGGCAGCGCCAAGAGGAACGGCCUCCUCACCUCCCCCAUCAACGUGGGAUGGUGCUUCCUGUGCGCCAGAGGGCUGUUAGUGCAAGACCUUACUGACACCAUAUUAAGUUCAUAUGCCUAUAAGUCCCACUACCUUCUGACUGAGUCAAAUCGUGCUGAGUUGAAAUUACCUAUGAUUCCCUCUCCUUCGUCAGCUACCAAAAAGAAUGUUGGGAAAGGAGGCAAGUUGCUGUGCUGCGACUCAUGCCCAGCUUCGUUCCACCCGGAAUGUCUGGAGAUGGAGAUGCCCGAGGGCGCGUGGUCCUGCAGUGAUUGCAGGGCAGGGAAGAAACCUCACUACAAACAAAUUGUUUGGGUCAAACUUGGCAACUACAGAUGGUGGCCAGCAGAGAUCUGCAACCCUCGCCUGGUGCCGUCAAACAUUCAGAGCCUUCGCCACGAUAUUGGUGACUUCCCCGUGUUUUUCUUUGGCUCCCACGACUAUUACUGGAUCAACCAGGGUCGGGUCUUCCCCUACGUGGAGAAUGACAAGAACUUUGUAACGGGUCAGAUCAACAUCAACAAAACCUUCAAGAAAGCUUUGGAAGAAGCAGCUCGGCGGUUUCAGGAGCUUAAGGCUCAGAGGGAGAGCAAGGAGGCGCUGGAGCAAGAACGCAACUCUCGCAAACCUCCACCCUACAAAAUCAUCAAGUCAAACAAGCCAGUGGGGAAGGUGCAGAUGCACGUGGCUGAUUUGUCAGAAAUCCCACGAUGCAACUGCAGGCCAUCAGAUGAGCAUCCCUGCAGCCUCGACUCCCAGUGUCUGAACCGCAUGCUGCAGUACGAGUGUCAUCCCCAGGUGUGUCCUGCAGGCGACGGCUGUGAGAAUCAGUGCUUCUCCAAACGUUUGUACGCAGAAACCGAGGUGAUAAAGACAGAGGGGUGCGGCUGGGGCCUCAGGACAAACCAGGCGCUCAGGAGGGGGGACUUUGUGACUGAAUAUGUGGGAGAGGUGAUAGACUCUGAGGAGUGCCAGCAGCGAAUCAAACGUGCCCAUGAAAAUCACGUGACCAACUUUUACAUGCUCACCCUCACCAAGGAUCGCGUGAUAGAUGCUGGGCCAAAAGGGAACUCGGCUCGUUUCAUGAACCACAGCUGCAGCCCAAACUGUGAAACCCAGAAGUGGACGGUGAACGGAGACGUUCACAUCGGCCUCUUUGCACUCUGUGAUAUCGAGUCAGGCACAGAGCUGACAUUCAACUACAACCUGCACUGUGUGGGCAACAGGAGGAUGUCCUGUCACUGUGGGUCAGACAACUGCUCCGGGUUCCUCGGGGUGCAGCCAACGAGUGCUGUGGUGAUGGAGAAGGAGGAGAAGGCCAGGAACGCCAAGCUGAAACCCAAGAAGCGAAAGCUGAGGCCGGAGGGCAAACACACACACGAGUUGUUCUGUUUUUGCUGUGGGGAGGGAGGAGAGCUGGUGAUGUGUGACAGGAAAGACUGUCCCAAAGCGUAUCACCUGCUGUGUCUCAACCUCAGCAAGCCCCCAUACGGCCGCUGGGAGUGUCCGUGGCACGACUGCAGCGCCUGCGGCGCGCCGGCCUCCUCGCUCUGCGACUUCUGCCCGCGCUCCUUCUGCGCGGAGCACGAGGCGGGCGCGCUCACCGCCUCCUCCCUGGACAACCGCCCCUGCUGCUCCAGCCACGACCCGCUCAGCCCCGGCUCCAGCUGCAGCCAGCCGCACGCCUCCGCCCUCAGCCCCGCCAGGGUCAAGGAGGAGCUGGACUGCAGCCAGCCGGCCGCAGAGUGACGCCUGCGACCCUCACGAUACCUCAUAACCCCCCCCCCACACACACACACACACACACAAACACACACUAAGGCGGGGUGCUCUGAGACGGGAACGCCCCCAGCUCUCCAAUGGCUGCCGCCCGGAGCCCCGGCGCGCUGAUGGACACCUCCAGCUGUUGGUGGCCACUCCAGAGCAGAGUGACGGAGGGAGUGACGAGGGGGGGGGGGCACCUUUCUCUCCUUUCCUGCCACAGAACACCAUUACUCCCACUCUCUGCAGCUCACCAGCAGAGCUCCCACACCCACCGCCGCGUCGGGUUUUCUCUCUUUAUUACUGUUACUUUCACAGCUGUAGAACCCAUAAGUGUUGUCCCACUGUCCGGAACAGCACUCUGAAGACCUCAGCCAGUGAGGGGCGGAGCAGAGGAAGAGGAGGAGGAGGAGGAGGAAGAGGAGGACCAACCUCUCCGUCGCCAUGCUGCUCCUCUCCCCGUUUACCUGCUGUAAGCUGCGGCCCGCAUCUCACACACAGGACGGCUUUAUGAUGAAGACCAGCCGGCUUUUCUUCAUCACCUGUGACACACUCGUCAUCCCCCUAAUCUCUUCUUAUUGAAAAGGAAAGGAACAAAGGGGGGGGGACUGACUGAUUUUGUGCAAUUCUUUCUUCUUUUUUUUUUUUUUGUCAGGACCACACUACAUUCCAAACUUCCUUAAACAUGGUUUUAAUAUUCUUAUGGGUAUAGAUGAAUAUAAUUAUAUACAGUAUCUAUGUUUGUUAAUGUUUACAGACAGAUUCUUUCACGUCAUCUCGAUGAGUGGUGUAUUACGUUUGUUUGUUUAGGUGUCGAGCAUUACACAGACCUCCUUGUGAAAAUAGUCCUAUUAAGGUGAAUUAUAAUGGUAUAUAGUGUAAUGGUAUGACAUUACAGAAGUACUCGUGAUUUCAUAUUACCAGUCUCACUCGCCAUUGUGUACAUAAUGGGCUCACAAUAUUGUAAAGUACUUAUAGAUCAGGAGGGGCAGCGCCUCGUCUCUCUUGUUUCUCCUCGAGGAAGGAAAAGCUUUUUUAAACGGGACAGUUCCUUGUCGUUUUCUGUUUUGCGUCGCAUUCUCACGCGCCCUCCAAAUAGGUCCUCUUUAUUUGUUUGUUAGGAGGGGCCCAGCUUGUGAUCACUGGUGCUGUCUUAAAGUAUUGUUGAUACGCCUUAAGUUAGUUUUUUUUUUUUUUUUUCGUUUUUUUUGUUCCGUUUUUCGUGGUAGGUUGUACUGCACAGAAGCAGCCCAUUUCAGUCAUUUCAUUUCACUCGUGUGUACUGUGACAGCUCUGGUGCUUAGUUUUCUGGGGUUUUUUGUUUUUUUUUGUGUGUUUUUGUUUUGCCAAAAUUCUCUGAAAAGCACUUUUUACACGGCUCGUUGCUACACAGUUUAGCUUGGGCAAAUAUACAGAAAUGUAUACACAAAGUGUUUCAAAAUGGAUACCUCUUCUUGUAGUAACAUUGGAAUUUAAACUGUGUUGUAACAUUCUGCCUUUCGGUAAGAAAUGUUGGUAAAUGCUGGGUCUUUUUUCUCUCUCUCCUUUUUUUUUCUCCAGGAAAACUAACUUAGUUUCUUGUAUUUUAUUUUUUUGACACAAGCAGGAACGACUGCUCCCCCAGCUUCAUUUUAAGAAAAAAAAAAAAAAAAAAAAAAAAAAAAAAAAAGCCCCAGUGUCCUACAGAGGCACCUCUUGUGUUUUCCACCAGGGGGGGGGGAAAUCCCCUCGGCUGGGGUUUGUGUAAAGGUGUAAUGGUGUAACAACAGUCCGGUUCAGUAUGAUGAUGUACAAACAGAACCUUCUGUACAGUGUUUUUAAUCGCUCAUCUGUCAGAUCUAAAUUUUUGUAUUUAUUGCACCACAUUUUAUACUGAUUUUCUUUUUCAAACACCAGUGCAGUAAUGUGUCUCCCUCCUCACUAAGACGUACGUGAAAUAGACGGUUUAAAAAAAAAACAAAGGAAAAAAAAAGUUAUACUUUAAAAAAAAGAAAACUUGGGGAGUUUUACAUGAUAUGCCUGUAUCUAGCCAUUUUCUUAUAUUUGGUGUAAUGAUUCCACUUUUGGUAACAGCAGCUGCUCAUCAGCCUUUAUCGUGACUCACUGUAACCAGUGUUGAAAAGCAGUGUGAAGCAGUUCAGUAUUGGAAUGUAAAGUUUCUGUUUUGGGGCGGUUUGUGUGCAGAUUUAGCCAGGGCACAUGUAAUUAUCACAGGCUCAGCCUUUUUUUUAUUUUAUUCCCCUGUGACCAGUUCUCGUUUGUUUUUUGUUUCUGUUUUUUUAAAUAUUGUCUGCAAAUCAAAAGUGGAGCCACAGGGUCAGAAACGACGUCAUUGAUUCCAAAGCUUUAACGCACUCGGUUGCCUGUAUUUUAGGUAAAAUAAUCAAGCAGUCCAGCAAUCCAGAAAUCUGCGCAAAUCUAUGCUUUCUGAAUAUUUGUUAAGAGCUUUUCGGCUAAAUGGUUUGUUCCUAAAAAGUUCUUCCUCCUUUCUGAGCUGCCAAGAAGUCCUCCCUAAUUCAUUCCUCGUUUGAAUGGAUGAGAGAAUAAACUAGAUUACAGAAACCCUUCAGCACCAACCCUCAGAUUGCAGAGCGGUUAAUGGACGCCUCUCUGAGUAGAGGCUGGACAACAGGACUGUGUCCAGCCGCUGAAACUUUUUACCUGAUAAACUUGCAGCUGAAUGCAAAUCAAGAAGGAAGCCUGAAAAGAGAGAAUCAAAAGGAAACCCCUGAAUGCAAAAAAAGGAAAGCUAGAUUUUUUUAAACUUAACUGAACAUUCAAGCUUGUGUAAAUGAAAUGAUUUUUUCCCCCUUUUGUGGAUCAUGUGUCAGAACUCAAUGAUCUUAAAUUGAGUCCUAAUUUAGCUGAUUGGAGGAUGAAUCAAAGUAACAUGCUUGAUUUCUGUUGAAAACACGCAUAAAGAGACAGGGACGGGUAGUUUUCUAUUUUUUUUGCAUUCAGAGCCUCAUCUCCUUUUUCUUUAACCCUUUUUCCCCCAGUUUUUAGAUCCCUGAAAAGAUUCAACAUUCUGAUGUCAUUGUGCAGUUCAGCGCUGCUCCCAGUUGUGUUCUUUCUGUUGCCUCUAUCUUUUUGUUGUAGAACUUCCUCGGGUGCAUCAUGAAGGCACUUUGUAUACUCUGGACAGUCUGCAUCUAAACUUGAAUUGUCUUUAUUUGUAUUUAUUCCUGUUUUGUUUCCAUGCAGGACUAAUCCAUGUGAGCGCCUGACUGCAGGCACCUGUGACCCUUGUUGCUUUCAGAAAAUGUCUGCCGAUGGCUUUAGGAACUUUUCUUUUUGUGGUGAAUGUGGAGCUGGAUUGCAUGCUUCCAAGAUCAGACGGUGAUUUGAUGCCAGUGUUUGUUUGUUUUUCUUGUUUUUUUUUAAUUAUAUUUGUAAUCCUAUUGCACAGAGAUUCUGCAAAACCGAACAGCCUUUAUUUUUCUUUGCACCUAUGGAUCGCAUGAUCACGCUCAUUUCUUUGUGCCAGUCCGUCUCCUCCCGCCCUGCUGAGCUGAUGCAGCAGCAGUAUUAUCGAUUCAAGACUCCCUGUGUUCACCAUAGUCGUGCGAUGAUGUAUGUUUUCUUUGUUGUUGCCCAGAUAUUUUUCUUUUUUUUUUUAAGAGACAGCAUGUUUGUUCUCAUUUAAGUGACCCUUAAAUGGGCCUGAGGAGGAUUUUUCACUUCAAUUUAGUAUGGACCACCCCCUUUGUGUGUCAAAGGGCAUGUUUCAGUUCACUGUGACGUCUUUUGUUUUUUUGUGCAAUGUUGCCGACUGUCAUUAAGUUUUUACUUGACAUGCUGUCAGAUAGUGUUGGAAUAAAUGAAUAAAGUCACCUGCAGAAGCACUCAUCUCCUUUUACUUGUAGUAAAAUUGCUAACAGUAACUCUAACUGGGGUCAUAUCUAUCUCUCUUGGUGUUGCUUCAAUUAAAACGUGGAUGAACACAAAAUGCCAUGUUAAUUACUGUUCAACCUGUGUUACUGCAUACUACAUAUUGUUGAGGAACUUGUAAAUAGUUUGCAUUGGACUUGCAUAGAAACAUGUUACUGUGGCGUGCUCUUUUUUGCCUGUACAAUUCUGCUUCUAAAUGUGUGUGACUGUUGAGAAGACACUCUUUUUGUACAUGACUGUCUUUUUAUUUGAGAAUAUUGAUUCUGUCCUUUUUCAUUCUAAAGUUGAGUUUUAAGAGUUCAGACAUGCCUGAGGUUUGACUUUAAUAAAGCUGUACUCUGUCUCAGUGAA
Messenger RNA from Menidia menidia (Atlantic silverside), 9018 nucleotides. Lineage: Eukaryota; Metazoa; Chordata; Actinopteri; Atheriniformes; Atherinopsidae. The record is from the annotation of a GenBank genome assembly.